Molecule: messenger RNA, 3018 nt
Organism: Oenanthe melanoleuca
Lineage: Eukaryota; Metazoa; Chordata; Aves; Passeriformes; Muscicapidae
Gene: SMO
Product: smoothened, frizzled class receptor
Exons: 12
Coding region: 88-2460 (790 amino acids)
Biological process (GO): central nervous system development; commissural neuron axon guidance; smoothened signaling pathway
Cellular component (GO): cilium; plasma membrane; dendrite
Molecular function (GO): patched binding; transmembrane signaling receptor activity
Source: RefSeq, a predicted model, not a curated record
UCCCGGCGAGCCCAACAAAGGCGGCGGGGCCAUGGCGGGCCCCUCGCCCCGCUGCGAGCCGCCCUAAGCCCGCCGAGCACCGCCGCGAUGUGGCCGGGCCGCGGCGGGCGGCGCUGGGCGCUGGCGCUGGCCUUGGCGCUGGCUCUGGGUGGCCGCUGCCCCGCCGCCCCCAACGCCUCGGCCGGGCCCCCGCGCUGCCGCCGCCCCGCGCCCUGCGAGCGGCUCCGCUUCGGCGCCUGCCUGGGCUCGGCGCUGCCCUACGCCGCCACCUCCACGCUGCUGGCCACCGACUCCGCCUCGCAGGAGGAGGCGCACGGGAAGCUGCUGCUCUGGUCCGGCCUGCGCAACGCCCCGCGCUGCUGGGACGUCAUCCAGCCCCUGCUGUGCGCCGUCUACAUGCCCAAGUGCGAGGAUGGGCAGGUGGAGCUGCCCAGCCAGACCCUGUGCCAGGCCACUCGGGCACCCUGCACCAUCGUGGAGCGCGAGCGAGGCUGGCCCGACUUCCUCAAGUGCACCACCGACCGAUUCCCCGAGGGCUGCCCGAACGAGGUGCAGAACAUCAAGUUCAACAGCUCUGGGCAGUGCGAGGCGCCGCUGGUGCGGACGGACAACCCCAAGAGCUGGUAUGAGGACGUGGAGGGCUGCGGCAUCCAGUGCCAGAACCCGCUGUUCACCGCGCGCGAGCACCGCGAGAUGCACGUCUACAUCGCCUCCUUCAGCUCCGUCACCAUCCUCUGCACCUUCUUCACCCUGGCCACGUUUGUUGCUGACUGGAGGAACUCCAACCGCUACCCUGCUGUGAUCCUGUUCUACGUCAACGCCUGUUUCUUCGUGGGCAGCAUUGGCUGGCUGGCACAGUUCAUGGAUGGUGCCCGUGACGAGAUCGUGUGCCGGGCUGACGGCACCAUGAGGCUGGGCGAGCCCACCUCCAACGAGACGCUGUCCUGCGUCAUCAUCUUCGUCAUCGUCUACUACUCGCUGAUGUCGGGUGUCAUCUGGUUUGUCAUGCUCACCUACGCCUGGCACACCUCCUUCAAGGCCCUGGGCACCACCUACCAGCCCCUGCUGGGCAAGACCUCCUACUUCCACCUCAUCACCUGGUCCAUCCCCUUCGUGCUCACCGUGGCCAUCCUGGCCGUGGCGCAGGUGGAUGGUGACUCUGUCAGUGGCAUCUGCUUCGUGGGCUACAAGAACUACCGCUACCGAGCCGGCUUCGUGCUGGCCCCCAUCGGGCUGGUGCUCAUCGUGGGGGGCUAUUUCCUCAUCAGGGGGGUCAUGACACUCUUCUCCAUCAAGAGCAACCACCCCGGGCUGCUGAGCGAGAAGGCGGCCAGCAAGAUCAACGAGACCAUGCUGCGCCUGGGCAUCUUCGGCUUCCUGGCCUUUGGCUUUGUCUUCAUCACCUUUGGCUGCCACUUCUACGACUUCUUCAACCAGGCUGAGUGGGAGCGCAGCUUCCGGGAAUACGUGCUGUGUGAGGCCAACGUGACCAUUGCCACGCAGACCAACAAGCCCAUCCCGGAGUGUGAGAUCAAGAACCGGCCCAGCCUGCUGGUGGAGAAGAUCAAUCUCUUCGCCAUGUUCGGCACCGGCGUCUCCAUGAGCACCUGGGUCUGGACCAAGGCCACCCUGCUCAUCUGGAAGCGCACCUGGUGCAGGCUGACGGGGCAGAGCGAUGACCAGCCCAAGAGGAUCAAGAAGAGCAAGAUGAUCGCCAAGGCUUUCUCCAAGCGCAAGGAGCUGCUGCACAACCCGGGCCAGGAGCUGUCCUUCAGCAUGCACACCGUGUCCCACGAUGGCCCUGUGGCUGGGCUGGCCUUCAACAUCAACGAGCCAUCAGCUGACGUGUCCUCGGCGUGGGCCCAGCACGUCACCAAGAUGGUGGCCAGGAGAGGAGCCAUCCUGCCCCAGGACAUCUCCGUGACACCCGUGGCCACACCUGUGCCACCAGAGGAGAGGCCCAACCUGUGGCUGGUGGAGGCCGACGUGUCCCCGGAGCUGCAGCAGCGCAGCGGCCGCAGGAAGAAGCGGAGGAAGAGGAGGAGGAAGAAGAAGGAGGAGGAGGAGGAGGAGGAGCAGGGGGUGACCCCAGACCCUGAGCGCUGCCUGGGCGGCUCCAGCGUCCCUCGGCUGCCCCGCCUGCCCCCCCAGCCCUGCCUGGUGGCCUUUGCCCCCGACGUCCUGCCUGAUGUCACCUUCCCCGGGGGCGCGUGGGAGGGGCAGGGCCGCAGGGCCAACGUGCUGCACCUCAUCAGCAGCCCCUUCUGCCCCGAGGGCAGCAGCACCGAGCAGCAGGGCCCCUCUGCGGGGGGCUGGCAGCACAAUGGGGGCCCCCUGCGGCCCCCCAGGCCCGGCCCAGGGCUGCCCAGGACUCAGGGGGGCUGGGCAGGGCUGGCCCCCAUCCACUCCCGGAUCAACCUGGUGGAUGCAGAGCUGCUGGAGCCCGACUCGGACUUCUGAUGGGGGGCACCAGAACCCCCCUCACCCCUCUGGGAUCCAUCCCAGCUGAUUUCUCUCCCCUUGGGGGAUUCAUCUCCCAGCCUGGCCUGGAGGUUUUGGGAUUCCCUCCAGCAUCACUGGGAGAGGGGAGCUGUCAGGGAUUUAAGGAUCACAUUUGGGGACAGCUUAGAUCAGGGUAGAUUUUGGGCAGCUUUGGGGGUGCUGCCAGCCCUGGCUCUGCCCCACCCACAGCUAGAGGUACGUAGAGCUCACCCCACUUUAUAUUUUUUUAAAACUCCUGAUUUUUUUAAAGUUUGUAUCAUGAUGGGGACAUGAAUCCUCUGUUUACUGUGAGCCCAGCCAGGGGCAGCAGCUCAGCUCUGCACCCCUAUUUUGGGUUCACCCCACUCCUUCCAGAGACCCCAAAGUGCCUUCCAGCUCCCCAGAGAGCUCAGCCAGACCCAAAUCAGGAUUAGUGGGGUGGCAGCACCAGGGAGAUGGGAUGGGAAACACCUUGGAAGCAAAAAAAAAACCCCAAAAACCUCGGGGUGAAUCAGGGUCAGCAAUCUCUAGAGCAAA